UGAGUUUGACAGCCCUGUCCUGCAGUAUAUUAAAAUACAGCUGUGUUUUCCUCCAGGUAUGACUAUGAAAACAUAGACAUAGAUGCAGCCUGUGAGAUGAUGGAAGAUUUGGAGAUCGUGAUUACCGAAAAGUCCUUCCUGAAGCAGAGAUUCGCUGUGGAAGACAAAAUCUACCAGGUGGAAAAGGCCGACAACUUUGAGUACACUGACCCCAUAGACAGCACCAUCUCCAGGAACCAGGGACUGAGGAUUAUCUUCUCCGAUGGCUCGCGAAUAAUCUUCCGACUCAGUGGGACAGGUAGGGACGGGGCCACCGUAAGAAUCUACAUCGACAGCCAUGAAAAGAAGAUGAUCUUUGAAAACACGCAGGUA
Messenger RNA from Cynoglossus semilaevis (tongue sole), 372 nucleotides. Its product is annotated as phosphoglucomutase-1-like. The record is from RefSeq and is a predicted model, not a curated record. The transcript is spliced from 2 exons. The annotation marks the transcript as partial. Gene Ontology annotation, biological process: carbohydrate metabolic process. Gene Ontology annotation, cellular component: cytosol. Lineage: Eukaryota; Metazoa; Chordata; Actinopteri; Pleuronectiformes; Cynoglossidae. Gene Ontology annotation, molecular function: phosphoglucomutase activity.